Messenger RNA from Thlaspi arvense, 1285 nucleotides. The record is from the annotation of a GenBank genome assembly. Lineage: Eukaryota; Viridiplantae; Streptophyta; Magnoliopsida; Brassicales; Brassicaceae.
UAUCCCAGCCGCUCGCUCCGGCGGGAAUUUCGAAGCACAGUCUUGACGAUGGUGAUGGGAGCGUUGGAGUAUUUACGUUGGAGGUUGAGACCUCGUCGAGGACCCGAUAGAAAAUUCGAUGGUUUCGAUGCCAAGGGAUAUGAACGCCUGAGGAAAGAGGUCUGUAAUGAUCGGUCCUCUUGCCGUGCGGUAGUCAUCCUUUACGCUAAGAUGGGCCUUCAUCGUUACAAUUUCGUUGAGGGGAAAAACUAUCAGUUUUGUCGAGUAGAGAAAUACAAUCGCACAGCAAAUCUCGGUGCUGCCUCCUACUACAUAACGUUGGUUGCAAUGAAUCCGUCUGACCCUUUGCCUCAGUAUUUUCUGAUUCAAAUAUCAGAAGUAGUUUGGGGCGUUAUAGCCUUGAUGUGCUGUAUCUCUGUACCUCGAGAUGAUCCCCAUGAGGAUCCCUUGUUCGGCACAUUUAGUGAAUGCUCCUUUGAUUAUAAGUUUCCUGAGUGGCCGUCGGAGAAUUAUUUCAAAGAUACAAAGAGGUUUUACGUGGUGAAGAAGUCAGAGCUGCAAGACGAGGCCAAUGAAUCAAUGAUUCGUCUAUACUUGGAACUUGCGGUUGCCACGGAUCGUACGAUGUUCAGUAAUAAUGAUGAUCUUUCCAAGUUGAAGAUUAGGAAAGUGGCUAUAGAAUCGACCCAAGAUCCGAACGCGGGACUCAAGGCUAAGAAUGCAACAUUCUACAUAAGUUACAUGGACCCGAGCAACGCUCGAGUGGGUAAGCAUGUUGAUCGAAUAGCUAAGGUGAGAAGAAGCUUUGAUGAGAAGACGGGAUGCCUCCAUUUCCUUGGUUUCAAUCGGAGGUUUAAAACUAAACCUAAAAAGGCUAGAAAGAGUCGGAAGAGUGUGCAACCUUUGUUUAGCGUCUUCAAACCAUGGCGGUUAUCUAGUCCUAGGCGACGCAAGACAUACAGAAACCGUGGCGUUGGCUUUUCUUCUUGUCUGCACAAGACAAGAUCCAUCAGAUAUUAAUAAAACUAUCUAUUAGUUAGUCGACUAAGAUAUGUGGAGAUCGUAUUCAUCGGUCUUCCUUUCGUGGACAUCAAGCUCCUUAGGUAAGAAAUUGUGGCUAGGUAAGUUAGAAUGUGAGCACUCGUUAGAUUCAGAGCUGCUUUCUCUUUUACAGGUCCUCUUGAGAGUCUGUUACCAAUCGUGGACGAAAGAAACAUGUAAAUUAGGUUAGGUAACGUACAUCGCAAGAAAAAGAGAUUAAAUGAUUUUGUUUAGCUAAAGCAUU